ACCUCGCGCGCUCACGACUCCAUUGGCUGUACAUGUAUUUCGUCAUUUCUCUGACUCACGUUUUUUUUGCGAUCAUUUCCUCAGUCUUCGCAGUUGUUUAGAGAACGUAUUACUGUUCGUGAUAUUUUGUUGUUGUUUCUUUCAGUUUAACGGUAGCGUCAGAAAAUGUCACCUUAAGAUAUUUACCUUUUCGUAUCACUUUCUCUUCUCGAGUUAAAGGCGGAGAUUAACAACUUGAGUUGGGUUACCGUGAGAAUUGGCCAUAAAUAUGGCAUCUAAAUCAAGUAUAGACUAUGAGGCAAUUCCAGUAACAGCUUUAAACUGCAAUUUCCGAAAGAAACUGGGGCUGUACUUGAAUCCAACAAACGCGGUGGCAGCAGACUGGAGGGCAGUCGCCGAGAUGAUGGACUAUACCUACCUGGAGAUCAAAAACUUCGAGAAAAGAGAGUAUCCCUUUGAAAAGGUCUUAACGGAGUGGGAAACUCGUCCAGAUGCUACAGUGGCAAAUUUACUGUCGAUUUUAGAAAAAGCGGAAAGGAAAGAUGUCAUAUCAGACCUCAAAGACUUUAUAGAUGAUGACUGCAGGAAGUAUUUGGAAAGACAGCUGAGGAAGCCUGUCCAGGUUCCAGUGGUGGACAGCUGUGGGCCGCGCACACAGGAGCUAGAAGGCAUCACGCUGUGUGAUGAUCCACAAGGACUAACACCGGAGACCUUUGAUGCUUUCAUCUGCUAUUGUAAGAAUGACUUCCAGUUUGUGCAUGAGAUGAUCAAACAGUUGGAACAGACUGAAUACAACCUGAAGCUGUGUGUCUUUGACCGAGACGUCCUUCCUGGCACAUGUGUGUGGACCAUCACCAGUGAGCUCAUAGAAAAAAGGUGCAAAAGGAUGGUGGUGGUCAUUUCUGAUGACUAUCUGGACAGUGAUGCAUGUGAUUUUCAGACAAAGUUUGCACUCAGCCUUUGCCCAGGAGCUCGCUCUAAACGUCUAAUUCCUGUUGUCUACAAAACCAUGAAGAGGCCUUUUCCCAGCAUUCUCCGUUUUCUGACCAUCUGUGAUUACACCAGACCCUGCACACAGGCCUGGUUCUGGACCCGGCUGGCCAAGGCACUCUCACUGCCCUGAUCCUUUCAAUAGACACUGUUAAACGGGUCAUGAACUGCCUUUUCUUUAUUUUGUACUGUUCUCUGAGGUCCACUUAUAAUGUUAUAAUGUCAUUUAGAAGUAAUAGGCUAUUUUCUGUUCUGUUAUGACCCCCUCAUCGAAUCGCUCUGUUUGAAUGGGUAUGGGUUUGGCGGAUUCUAGACUCGGAAGUAAACACCCACUGGUAUGAUUGGCUAACAGUUGUAUGUGUAUGUUUGACAGCCUACACCCUUCACAGAUGGACACUGUUGUGAUUUAGGUUAAAAGUUUUAUAAAUCGCUACAUACCAAACGUUCUGUUUAACAGACGGAGCAAUAGUGACCACGUAAUAAAAACACUUCUAUGU
Molecule: messenger RNA, 1487 nt
Organism: Carassius carassius (crucian carp)
Lineage: Eukaryota; Metazoa; Chordata; Actinopteri; Cypriniformes; Cyprinidae
Product: myeloid differentiation primary response protein MyD88
Exons: 5
Coding region: 269-1123 (284 amino acids)
Biological process (GO): positive regulation of canonical NF-kappaB signal transduction; MyD88-dependent toll-like receptor signaling pathway; defense response to Gram-positive bacterium
Cellular component (GO): plasma membrane
Molecular function (GO): TIR domain binding; Toll-like receptor binding
Source: RefSeq, a predicted model, not a curated record